CCCCGCCGCCGCCCGCGCCGCCGCCGCCAUGGACAUGGGAGCGAUGAACGACCCGGAGAGGCUCUUCUUCUUCGACCUCGCCUGCAAGACCGCCAAGACCGCCUACGACGAGAACCCCCUCGACGCCGACAACCUCACGAGAUGGGGCGGCGCGCUGCUGGAGCUGUCGCAGAUGCAGAACGGACCCGAGGGCCUCAAGUGCCUCGAAGAUGCGGAGUCCAAGCUGGAAGAAGCACUGAGAAUUGAUUCCAACAAGGCUGAUGCACUCUGGUGCUUGGGGAAUGCCCUGACCUCCCGUGGAUUCUUCACUUCAGACUCCAUCCCGGCUAAUGAAUGCUUUGAAAAAGCAACUGGUUGUUUCCAGAAGGCAGUUGAUGUGGAACCAGCAAAUGAGCUCUACAGGAAGUCAUUGGAGCUGUCAUCGAAGGCACCUGAACUGCAUAUGGAGAUCCAUAGGCAAAUCGCAUCUCAAGCUGCACAAGCACCACCCUCGUCCUCAAAUGCAAGGCAAUCGAAGAAAAAGAAGGACAAUGACUUCUGGUAUGAUGUUGGUGGGUGGGCGAUUCUGUGUGUUGGUUUCGCUGCUUGGAUUGCAAUGGCCAAAAACCAACCCCAACCGGCACCCCAGCCACCUCACAUGUGAUUUGGAUCAAUUUGGGAAAGAAGAAACUGCAGAUGGCAUGCCUAUGUUAAAGUGCCUCAGAGACGUGAAUCUUUAGACUUAGCUAAGUUGUGGGGAGGAAAUGGUGUUUCCAUGUUGCUGUUUGGUUAAAUUACAGUCUUCCUUUGCGGCCUUGAUGAGGUUUGUCUUGUCAUGGAUAUAUGCUGCUGGAUGUUUCCUUGCAUGUUUAUCGUAUUUAGCGAAAACCGUUGGUACGUUUUGAUCAUUUUGUCCCUGGCUAUACGGCAUGUAUUCCUCUGAUAAUUGUAAACGACCUUUGAUGGGCACAUGCUUGUGGAACCUGUCAGCAUUUCUAUGGUGCA
This is a messenger RNA of Lolium rigidum, 984 nucleotides long. Its product is annotated as probable mitochondrial import receptor subunit TOM20. Gene Ontology annotation, molecular function: protein binding. Gene Ontology annotation, biological process: protein insertion into mitochondrial outer membrane. Gene Ontology annotation, cellular component: mitochondrial outer membrane translocase complex. The transcript has 6 exons. The record is from RefSeq and is a predicted model, not a curated record. Lineage: Eukaryota; Viridiplantae; Streptophyta; Magnoliopsida; Poales; Poaceae. Bases 29 to 643 code for a protein of 204 amino acids.